Molecule: messenger RNA, 2937 nt
Organism: Lepus europaeus (European hare)
Lineage: Eukaryota; Metazoa; Chordata; Mammalia; Lagomorpha; Leporidae
Gene: DELE1
Product: DAP3 binding cell death enhancer 1
Exons: 12
Coding region: 102-1643 (513 amino acids)
Molecular function (GO): protein binding
Source: RefSeq, a predicted model, not a curated record
CGGGGACUCGGCCGCUCGGGACAGCACGGCGGCCGCUGGAGUCGCCGUCCCGCGGCGUGGCCGCGCGUCUUCGGCUGCGAGCUCCCCGUGGUGCCGGCGACAUGUGGCGCCUGUCGGGACUGCUGGGCCGAGCUCUUCCCCGCCUGCUGGGAUCUGACCUUCAAAGUGUGACUCCUAAGUCUACCAGCCCAGAUGGGCCUCAGGCAGCCGCCUCCACACUGCUGGUCCCUGUGCCCAACUUUCAGCGGUCACGCACCCAUGGCCCGGGCACAAGACGGGGUCCAAGGAACCAUGGGUGGAAGGAUGCCUUCCACUGGAUGUCUGCUCGUGUCUCGCCCAACACUCUGUGGGAUGCAUUAUCAUGGGGCACGCUGGCCGUGCUGGCCCUGCAGCUGGCCAGGCAGAUCCACUCCCAGGCUUCCCUGCCUGCAGGACCGCAGCAGCCGGAACACUGCUCUUGGCGCAGUCCCCUGGACCGUUUCCUCCCAUCCGCCCCGUGGCAGCCGCACUCCUCACUGCGGAGGCACAUUCUCCCCCUCGCCAACGGCCCUACUCCUGCUCCUAAUCCCGGGUACACUGGCCUUGGGGACUCCAGGCACAGCCCAGAAGAACCCUUGACUCGGCCCCAGAGCAUCUCCUUGCGCAGCCCCUUGGAGGCAGCUGGCCUCCAGGACCUCUCCGAGGAAGGUCCCGGUGACUGGGCCUUGCUCCAUGCCAGCAGUAGCUCCGACUCCACGGCGACAGCAGCCCAGCCUGGGCCCCUGGGAGACAGGAAGGAACAAGACACGUCAGCAGCUCUUCCACUUGAGGAGGCCGUGACUUCCAUUCAGCAGCUCUUCGAGCUCAGUGUUUCCAUCGCCUUCAACUUCCUGGGGACAGAGAACGUAAGGAACGGGGACGACGCAGCAGCCUUUUCUUACUUCCAGAAAGCUGCAGACCGUGGCUACAGCAAAGCACAGUACAACGUGGGCUUGUGUCACGAGCGUGGGAGAGGCACCCCGAGGGACCUGAGCAAGGCAGUCCUGUAUUACCAGCUGGCUGCCAGCCAGGGCCAUGGCCUGGCUCAGUACCGCUGUGCCCGGUGCCUGCUGCAGGGCUCCACCUCGUCCUGGGAUGCUGAGCGGCAGAGGGCCAUGUCCAUGCUGGAGCAGGCUGCGGACUCGGGCUUGAGAGAGGCCCAAGCUUUUCUCGGGGUGCUUUUCACCAAGGAGCCGCACCUGGAUGAGCAGAGAGCUGUGAAGUACCUGCAGCUCGCCGCCGACAACGGGGACUCACAGAGCAGGUACCACCUGGGGAUUUGCUAUGAGAAGGGCCUUGGUGUGCAGAGGAGUCUGGGAGAGGCUGUGAGAUGUUACCGGCAGUCAGCGGCUCUGGGAAACCAGCCCGCCCAGGAGAGGCUGCGGACGCUGUUUGCCGUGAAGGCAGCAGCUCCGGGGCCCAGCAACCUGGCAGUUACUGGGUUGAAGUCUUUCUCCAGCCCCUCCCUCUGCAGCCUGAACACCUUGCUAGUGGGAGCCUCGUGCCUCCCACAUGCCUCGAGCACGGGCAACCUCGGCCUCCUGUGCAGAAGCAGGCAUCUCGGGGCCCCCAGCAGGACCGCCCCGUCCUUGGAGAGGAGUCUUCUAAGGCUGGGUUUUGGCUAAGGUGCGGUCAGACACAGUGGCUAGUGCCUCUCCGGGCCCGGGGGUGGGCACAGGAAGUUGAAUGACAAAAAUAGGGUGUCAGUGUACUGCCCUGGGUGAACACUCCAGUGGCACCCAAGACCCCAGGUUCAAGUGCAUAGCUAACAAAUGACUUGGACCGUUUCCCCCACUUGGCGGAUGCAUUCACAGUCAUUCCUGGUCUGUGCACCAGAGAUUCACUCGGUGACCUGUGCGAAACUGCCGAGGGGUCCGAGACCCUGGGCCUCACCUCAGCCUUUGCCCUGGAGCAGACAGCUUCAGCUUUCCCCUCCCCGGGCCUCAGCUUCCUCACACCUCGACUCUGCCAACACCGGACGCCUGCUCCUCUGUGGUUCACAGGGUGACCUCGGGCAGGAUUCAGAUCCAUGUCUUUUUAGUGUAGUAGCUGUGUGUUUAUCACAGAAUGUGACAGCGUGACCAGCCUGCCCACCUGUAGCUUUACAGACGGCAUGGCUUGGAUGAAGCUAACUUAGAAAAGAAAGGGGAGGUAAUUUAAAGAAAACCAUGGCCUCAAGGUGAGCCCAGGUCCAGAGAGGCGGCAGAAGUGGGGGGAGUGGUUCCAUGAACAGCUGGAGCCCGGAGGGCCACAGUCGGGUCGUCCCUGAGACUGGCCUGGACCUUCGCCUUUGUUCAUCCCCGGUAGAGAGAGUCGCGAUCUUUCUCCUUGCCCUCUGAGUGGGGAGGAAGCUCUCCCUCCCUGACUGCCUGGAUGUGUCUGCACCUGCUUGACUUUUCCAGACCUUCUCACUCCAGUCCUAGACAGAGCCUGUGAGUUCUCAGACUUCACCACUUGAGUCCCAACGAAGAGGCUGAUUGUCCAUGCACCUCCCAAAAACCUGAAGCACCUGCAUGGCACAGCAACCAAGAGGGAAGUGUGCGACGUCCCUGGCGGCCCUGACCUGACUCGCCGUACUGUGUCCUCUGUUGUAGACCACGGACAGUGGUGUGUGCCCUCUGCCAUACAGGACUGACCUGAUGUAGACACCUGUGUGUCUGCAGAGCACGCCCCAGUGCCCACUCAGCCUGCGGAGGCAGUGGGCUGCCCUGGGUGUCAGGAGGCCACGGGCUCACGCUGCGAUCUUAGGCGCAGGCAUGACUCUCAUCCUCCCGACGUGAGAGAGGACCUGGAGUCCAGCACCAGGCGCCUCGGAGCCAGACAGGGGACUGUGAGUGCUUGUUUGGGAAAGGUGUGCGGAAUCGUAGGGGUGUUUAAUAAAGCAGAGAUCGGAUUAUCUCAUCAUUCUUGCCCUUGAGC